Molecule: messenger RNA, 3444 nt
Organism: Ornithodoros turicata
Lineage: Eukaryota; Metazoa; Arthropoda; Arachnida; Ixodida; Argasidae
Exons: 5
Coding region: 533-1984 (483 amino acids)
Source: RefSeq, a predicted model, not a curated record
CAGGUUUCCCAUAUGCGUCGCUUCAGACUCCGCCAGGUGAUCAGUGGACCUCCAUCUCUUCAACUGAACAUCACUGGAAGUCCAGUGUAAGGAGGGACAUUGGUCUGACCUUGGAAAGCCCAUGACGACGAACCAGGAAACCAUCAGUGGAGGGUCUAAAGACUGACACGUGAUCCGCGGGGUACUUGGACAAACAUCACGUGAUGUCCAACAAAGCAGGUAUUCGUUGAGUCAUUCGACGACACUCUCUCAUCCAACCAAGGGCACCCAGGGGAACUGCGACGCUUGUACACUUCUAUAACAUCGAAUAAGAUACCGUGCUCGUACUCCGCUGCCUGAGCUGCCCAGGACGUUAAGCCUGAGUAGGUAAAAGCACACAGAGGAACGACAUCAACACAGGGGCACACAGUCUGUGUGCCAAGGCUCAGGCUUUUACAUAAUAUACUUCUACCACCAGCUUGCCUGCAUAUGCGCCAUCUUGUAGGGUUUCCUUGCUCUGCUGUACGGAAUUUCUCGCUUCAUCUCCAAAGGCAUGGCUUCGACAUCUGAAUUUGAUCUCAACAUGGAAAGGUCGCCACAGUGGGAAGACCUCAGGAAGGAAAUGCACGAAGCCAUUGCGGCGGAAGACGAGGCUCGUGUUCUAAAGUGCCUGGAUGCUGCACCUGCUUUGAAACUGUGGUUGGACCCUGUUAAAGAAAAAUCAGCUCGUUACAGAGCUGUUAAAAAGAAAGCCAUCCGUAUACAUGGCCUCUUAGUCUCGCGUGGAUGUGGACUCAAGAACGACAAAGAAGCAUCGUAUUAUCAAUAUCUGACAGGCGUUCAUCGAGCUGAAAUACGACGGCAACGAUACUACACCACAGAAUGCAAAGACUCCUACAUCUAUUACUUGAAAAGCAAAUCAAGGGGCCACGUCGGAUGUGAUGACUUCGAGGGGCGAUUGGAGAAGAUGUUCAGGGAACUUUCAACCGACCAAUUAAACGAGAAAAUAUUGAAAGUUAUUGCCACAGCACCGCAUCUGGAUAUACUAUUCGACUACAACAGCGAAAACGUUCAGGGGAUCACGGGGUGCAGCGGCAGCCGCGUUCUCGGACUUACUGAUUACGAAGAGCAGAGACUUUUUAUCGGAGGCAGAGCAACGGAAGCCGAAGUCCGGGGCACGUUUAUUCACGAUUCUUGUCAUUUGGCACUUCAUCUGGUGUAUAAAAAUGAUGGCAAGCCAUAUUUCCGCGAAGAUACAGAAAUGGAACGGCGAUACAGAGCCAUUCUGGAUGACAUAAAACGAAGAAAAGACGAUGUGGAUGUCUUGAUCCGACUAGCUUUGAUGAAAAAUGAAGAACAAGAAGCGAUUGUUCUUAUCCCAUACAUACUAACUCAAUGUGGCAGCGAUCAUGGAAAUAGGGUUCUCGAAAAGGAGGUACCAGAACUAGGAAAGUUUUUUGAGGAUACUGUCAUCCCGGACAUGCAUAAAUACAUUCAAAAUGGAAUCCCACCGAUAGAUGCGACAAUGAUAGAAAAGGAAAACGCGAGACUCAACAAAGCUUUCAACAUUGGCAAACUGAAGGUCAAUUUCGAGAACCAACCGAAGAACAGUGUCUGGGAAAACGGGUUGCUUCACGUAGUUACGGGCCCAGAACUGAGGCUUCUCGAAAUAAUGGUUCACAACGCUGUGCAAUCUACGGGACUGCCGUACGUGUUUUUCGAUGCAAAACAGCUGGACUCCGCACUGGAGGAUGUGUUACUGGACUACAGAUAUGCUUUUGCGCUUGUAACGGUCCAAGUAAACAAAAACGUCCAAAAGAUGAUUAAGCUUUUCAGUGAAGUGUCCUGUGUCACUGGAUCAAAAGUCAUCUUGCUUGUGGAAGACAGUGGCAAAGACUACGUGAUGAAACAAGUGCAAGAAGAUGUAUUCUUUGGCGAGAGGCACAAAGUUCAUAGGAUCGACGAAGCAAGCUUUGAGCACGUCACAUAUAGCUGCAAAAAAUGAGUGUUCGAAAGUUCCCGCCUAAAACUUCAGGGCCAAAACGUGGUGUUGUCUUGGCUCAACCGCAAGUACACGAAAGUGAACAUGACCAGCAUGUUAUUGUUAUUGAGGUUUGAAGCAAUGUCGCCCAUAAAAUUACUUUCUCGAAUUGCGUAGUGAACGAUGUCGCUUCGUUGGCGUUACACUGGUAUGCCGACAAACCAAAGUGUCAAUGUAGCCAGCUUUCAACCAAUGGUUAUAUUUUAAUAUUCCGAAAUCUCGUGGUGUGUAAGGGAAAAACCAGAAUAGGGUCGCCAAAACGUUAACUCGCGGUCCCGCGAAGUAUUCUGGCAACAACUAUUCCUGACUUUUUCGAUCGAUAUGUUCUCAGUGAUGGGUAGUUCUGUAGGACUACUCGAGACCGAGCGAGAUCCUACUAUCUCACCACCGCGUGCCAUUCAUGGCAGUGUUUCAGUAUGUACAAAGAUAAAUAUUAGGAAAAAGCCGAAAGAAAAAUAAUGCAUUGUACCGUGAUGCCUUCCCGUUGUCGUGCUGCCAUUCAAACCAAUUAAAACUAGAUCGGAGUGGCAGUUACUAUAGCUACUGAGCAUUCGUAUUCUUCAUUGGCUCACCACAGGCUUGCAACAUUGGACCAAUAUUGGCAGUUUCAUUGGCGUAUUACGGGACCGAGUUGCACUGCCUAUAUUGGACCAACGUAACUUAUAUUGGCUGCCAAUGUUGGACCGAUAUGGGACAAAUGAUGGUGUGUUGUUUGUAGAGUUAUAUUUACAGUUACCAAAUUAAAUCUUCGAAGGCAUGUUGUGCUUGCACCACAUCACGUAAAACUGCUUUCAUACCGCGCAUUCGUGCUGCCCAAACUCGAAUACGCAUCGGCCAUAUGGGAUCCCCAUCAAGAGUAGUUAAUUCAAGCAUUAGAGUCAGUUCAAAAUGUGCUUCAUUACAUCUAACUAUUCCAGAGACGCGAGUGUUUCACGUAUAAAGAAAAACCUUGACGUUGAUCUUCUCUCGUCAAGACGGUUGAUAGCCAGGCUGUCUCUCUUCCAUAAAAUGUAUAACACAAACACUCGCGAUCGUCUCCUAGUCCCUGCUAACUACUACAUUUCAUCUCUUCUGGACUGUAUCCAUAUGAUUAAGCUUCCUCAUUGUAAUAUCACUUCCUUUCUACAAUCAUUCUUUCGUAAAACAACUAGUGAUUGGAAUCUUCAGCCUGUCGUACACAGGACACUGCUGGUUUUAAGACAGCUCUCCUCCAAUGCAGGGCUUCACAUUCAUCAUGCUCUUCCCGUGGUGCACCUGGUCUUCUUUCCUUGUCGGCUCGAUAUUUCUUAUUUAUUUACUUACUUUUUGUGAUACUUUUGUUGUGUGUUUCUAUUGUACUUUUUCACACGUGCUACUCACCACUCCGUUAUGUAAUACGCUCUUGAGGUCUUUAAAGUACUCAAAUAAAUAAAUAAGUAAAGUCA